UAUUUAUCCCACAGACAGCUGUGGUUGGAAUAUUUUUGAGAUUGGUGGGUAAUUUGGGUAUUGCUUAGUUGAGAUUAGUUAUUUGUCUUCAAUCAUUACGACAGAGACACAGCCUUUUUGUUUGGCUCCUUUGCUUUGAUUUGUUGGAAGAUACAAUCUUUGUUAUACAGAAAAACCAAAUCAAACCCAACAAUCAAAAACAUUGCCUCAUCUUUCUUUCUCAGGCAAGAAAAUUACAGACAUCGAUAUUAGUUGUUACAAAUUUUUAUUACAAAUUUUUAUUACAAAUUUUUCUUUCUUUUCUUAUUUCUACACAAAAGAAAUAAGAAAAAGAAGAAAAGAAGAAAACAAAAAACAAAACAAAAAGAAGAUGGGAACAUUUAAGAGUUUUAGACAGGCUUAUGGGGCGCUCAAAGACUCAACCAAGGUUGGGCUUGCAAAGGUCAAUAGUGAUUUCAAGGAUUUAGACAUUGCCAUUGUAAAAGCCACCAACCACGUUGAAUGUCCUCCCAAAGAACGUCAUGUUCGAAAAAUAUUUUCAGCGACAUCAGUUGUACGACCACGAGCAGACGUAGCAUAUUGCAUUCAUGCUUUAGCAAAGAGAUUAUCCAAGACACGAAAUUGGAUUGUUGCUAUAAAGAUAUUAAUAGUUAUUCAUAGAACAUUAAGAGAAGGUGAUCCUACCUUCAGAGAGGAGCUUCUAAACUACUCCCACAGAGAUCAUAUUCUCCAAAUAUCAAAUUUUAAAGAUGAUUCAAGCCCUCCUGCAUGGGAUUGCUCAGCAUGGGUUAGGACGUAUGCACUUUUUUUAGAGGAAAGGCUUGAAUGCUUCAGAGUCUUAAAAUAUGAUAUUGAAUCAGAACGCUUGACAAAAUCAUCAUCGGGCACAAGCAAGGUACAUAGUAGAACAAAAACUUUGGGUAGUGAUGAAUUGAUAGGCCAAUUGCCUGCAUUACAACAACUUCUUUAUCGUCUUAUCGGUUGUCAGCCUGAAGGAGCAGCUUACAGCAAUUACCUUAUCCAAUAUGCCUUAGCUUUGGUACUAAAAGAGAGUUUCAAAAUAUAUUGUGCUAUCAAUGAUGGAAUUAUCAAUCUCGUUGAUAUGUUCUUUGGCAUGUCAAAACAUGAUGCUGUCAAAGCUCUUAAUAUAUACAAAAGAGCUGGUCAUCAGGCAGAAAAUCUUGCUGAAUUUUAUGAAUACUGCAAAGGUUUGGAUCUUGCUAGGAACUUUCAGUUUCCAACACUAAGACAGCCACCACCAUCAUUUCUGGCAACAAUGGAGGAAUAUAUAAAAGAAGCUCCACAUGCAGGUUCUGUCCAAAAUAAACUGGAAUAUGAAGAGAGAGAGCCGUCGCCACCAACAUCAGAUGAACCAGUAGAAACAGAAAGGCAAGAAGAAAAAAAUGACGAGGAGCAUAAAUCAUUGAUUGAUCUAGAACAAGCCAAGACUCAACUUAAGGAGGAAUCAGAGAAACCUCCUCAACCACUUAUAUCAACUGAAAAUACAGGAGAUCUGUUGGAUCUAAAUGAAAUAAAUCCAAAAGCUGUAGAACUAGAGGAAAGCAAUGCAUUGGCUCUUGCAAUGGUUCCACCAGGCACUUAUUCAACAAGUGGUGGUUUAAGUGAAAUUGGAGGUCCAGGAUGGGAGCUAGCACUUGUUACAACACCCAGCAACAAUACAGCUCAUUUGGUAGAAAGCAAAUUGGCGGGUGGAUUUGACAAGUUGUUGCUAGAUAGCUUGUAUGAAGAUGAAGGUACUAGGAGACAAAUAGAGUUGAGAAAUGCAGGAUAUGGGUAUGGAUAUGAAGGGAUGGGUGCUGUCCAAAAUCCAUGCCAACAACAACAACAUGACCCAUUUAUAAUGUCGAACAGCAUUGCACCCCCAACAAAUGUACAAAUGGCCUUAUUGGUUCAACAACAGCAGCAAUACCAACACGAGCAAAUGCAAAUGAUGUUAUAUCAACAACAACAGCAACAUCAGCAGCAGCAACAGAUGAUGAUGACGAUGGUGCCUUACCAAUUCCCUCAACAACAGCAGCAGAUGCAAUACAUGGCUUCUUAUAACCCAUUUGGAGACCCAUUUUUUAACCUUUCACCAAGUUCAACAUCACAGCAAGGAAAUCAUGCACUACUUUAAACGUUUUUCUUUUUCUUUUAAUGUAGA
Molecule: messenger RNA, 2164 nt
Organism: Durio zibethinus
Lineage: Eukaryota; Viridiplantae; Streptophyta; Magnoliopsida; Malvales; Malvaceae
Product: ENTH/ANTH/VHS superfamily protein
Biological process (GO): clathrin-dependent endocytosis; clathrin coat assembly; vesicle budding from membrane
Cellular component (GO): clathrin-coated vesicle; clathrin-coated pit
Molecular function (GO): SNARE binding; clathrin heavy chain binding; phosphatidylinositol-4,5-bisphosphate binding
Source: RefSeq, a predicted model, not a curated record